AUGGACGGACAGCUGAAAUUGCCAAUCACUCAGACACCAAGACCAAACGCACCAAUCCCGCCAGACGAUGAUGCGCUGGGGACAAAAAUAGAAACAGAGUGGAUCAAGUUGACCCUGCAAGGCUGUGUGAAUUCCAGUCAAGGGGGGUGGAUCUCUGUUCCCUUAAACACUGUUUCCCAUCAUUUAACUUCACACCUCCACAAAAUGGUCAUUAAAGUCUUCCUAGCAUCAUCUUCAGGAUCGACGGCGAUCAAAAAGAAACAGCAAGAAGUUGUUGGGUUUCUUGAGGCACUAAAAAUCGAUUACACACAACUUGACAUUGCUUCAAAUGAAGACAAUCGUCAGUGGAUGAGGGAAAAUGUCCCUGGAGAGAUGAAGCCCACCAGUGGAAUUCCUCUUCCUCCACAGAUCUUCAAUGAGGAGAUAUAUUGUGGGGACUAUGAAACAUUCUUCAAUGCCAAGGAGGACGACACAGUCUUUGAAUUUUUGGGCCUCACACCUCCACCAGGAUCAAAGAGAAAGGAAAUCAAGGUAGUUGAGCAGAAUGGAGAUGCACAUACAGCAGAGCUGGAAGAAGAUGCUGUGGCUGAGGAGGUAGAGGCUGCCGAUCAAGAGGAAGAGGAAGAACCAACAGAGGAGGCAGAGGAAGAAGAAGAAGAGGAAGAGAGUAGAAAGGCAGCUGAGGAGGAAGACCAGGAUGAAGGAGAGUUUGAUAAGGAGGAAGAGGAGCAGGGCUCUGAGGCAGAAGACUAGUUUUCUGAAGCAGAGGAUUUUGGACCUGGAAUUUUCCCACAGCUUGAUGUAACACACCACCUGCCUUAGAGCUGCCUGCUAAAUAUCAGCCUUCACUUCACCGGAGCAAAGCCCAAGCCAAAUGUGACACCACUGCACUGGAGAAUAUGCUCUCAGGACCCAAUAGCCCCCAACCCCAAGCCCCCCAGAAAAUUACAUCUUGUCCCAUCACUGAUGAGGUUAAAAAAUGCCUUUUUAUGUUGCUGUUUUUUAUGGUUCAACUUCAAACAUAUGGUAUUGCGUCUUAUAAAGUGGUAUUCAAUUUUGAGUAAAUAUAAGUGAGUAUAUACAGGUGCAUCUCAAUAAAUUAGAAUGUCAUGGAAAAGUUCAUUUAUUUCAGUAAUUCAACUCAAAUUGUGAAACUCGUGUAUUAAAUAAAUUCAAUGCACACAGACUGAAGUAGUUUAAGUCUUUGGUUCUUUUAAUUGUGAUGAUUUUGGCUCACAUUUAACAAAAACCCACCAAUUCACUAUCUCAAAAAAUUAGAAUACAUCAUAAGACCAAUAAAAAAAACAUUUUUAGUGAAUUGUUGGCCUUCUGGAAAGUAUGUUCAUUUACUGUAUAUGUACUCAAUACUUGGUAGGGGCUCCUUUUGCUUUAAUUACUGCCUCAAUUUGGCGUGUCAUGGAGGUGAUCAGUUUGUGGCACUGCUGAGGUGGUAUGGAAGCCCAGGUUUCUUUGACAGUGGCCUUCAGCUCAUCUGCAUUUUUUGGUCUCUUGUUUCUCAUUUUCCUCUUGACAAUACCCCAUAGAUUCUCUAUGGGGUUCAGGUCUGGUGAGUUUGCUGGCCAGUCAAGCACACCAACACCAUGGUCAUUUAACCAACUUUUGGUGCUUUUGGCAGUGUGGGCAGGUGCCAAAUCCUGCUGGAAAAUGAAAUCAGCAUCUUUAAAAAGCUGGUCAGCAGAAGGAAGCAUGAAGUGCUCCAAAAUUUCUUGGUAAACGGGUGCAGUGACUGGUUUUCAAAAAACACAAUGGACCAACACCAGCAGAUGACAUUGCACCCCAAAUCAUCACAGACUGUGGAAACUUAACACUGGACUUCAAGCAACUUGGGCUAUGAGCUUCUCCACCCUUCCUCCAGACUCUAGGACCUUGAUUUCCAAAUGAAAUACAAAACUUGCUCUCAUCUGAAAAGAGGACUUUGGACCACUGGGCAACAGUCCAGUUCUUCUUCUCCUUAGCCCAGGUAAGACGCCUCUGACGUUAUCUGUGGUUCAGGAGUGGCUUAACAAGAGGAAUAUGACAACUGUAGCCAAAUUCCUUGACAUGUCUGUGUGUGGUGGCUCUUGAUGCCUUGACCCCAGCCUCAGUCCAUUCCUUGUGAAGUUCACCCAAAUUCUUGAAUCGAUUUUGCUGGACAAUCAUAAGGCUGCGGUUCGCUCGGUUGGUUGUGCAUCUUUUUCUUCAACACUUUUUCCUUCCACUCAACUUUCUGUUAACAUGCUUGGAUACAGCACUCUGUGAACAGCCAGCUUCUUUGGCAAUGAAUGUUUGUGGCUUACCCUCCUUGUGAAGGGUGUCAAUGAUUGUCUUCUGGACAACUGUCAGAUCAGCAGUCUUCCCCAUGAUUUUGUAGCCUAGUCAACCAAACUGAGAGACCAUUUUGAAGGCUCAGGAAACCUUUGCAGGUGUUUUGAGUUGAUUAGCUGAUUGGCAUGUCAAAAUAUUCUAAUUUUUUGAGAUAGUGAAUUGGUGGGUUUUUGUUAAAUGUGAGCCAAAAUCAUC
Molecule: messenger RNA, 2520 nt
Organism: Myxocyprinus asiaticus (Chinese sucker)
Lineage: Eukaryota; Metazoa; Chordata; Actinopteri; Cypriniformes; Catostomidae
Product: SH3 domain-binding glutamic acid-rich protein-like
Exons: 9
Coding region: 1-753 (250 amino acids)
Cellular component (GO): cytoplasm
Source: RefSeq, a predicted model, not a curated record